Messenger RNA from Planococcus citri (citrus mealybug), 2197 nucleotides. Its product is annotated as hepatocyte nuclear factor 4-gamma-like. Gene Ontology annotation, cellular component: nucleus. Gene Ontology annotation, biological process: cell differentiation; regulation of transcription by RNA polymerase II; anatomical structure development. NCBI's taxonomy places the organism in Eukaryota, Metazoa, Arthropoda, Insecta, Hemiptera, Pseudococcidae. The transcript is spliced from 10 exons. The record is from RefSeq and is a predicted model, not a curated record. Gene Ontology annotation, molecular function: nuclear receptor activity; RNA polymerase II cis-regulatory region sequence-specific DNA binding; zinc ion binding. The coding region runs from base 152 to 1789 and encodes 545 amino acids.
CUGAUAAUAAAGGCAUCGCGAAGAACAAAACCUUUCAACUGGUUUGGUUUACUGAUGGUUAUAUGCGUUUGAGUUCGCGGUUUGUUAUUCUGGUUUUUUUGCUCGGUUUUCCUAUAGUUUCGUAAGAAUUACGUUCACGCCGCGAAAAUACAUGAAAAUGCUGCUGCACCCUUCGGAGGAUGAAAGUUCCGAUCGUUUUACGGAAUAUAAGGUCAACAAUAUGCUGUUACACCCUUCGAAGGAUGAAAGUCCCGAUCGUUUUACGGACUACAAGGUGAACAAUAUGCUGUCACUCGCUUCGGAGGAUGAAAGUUCCGAUCGUUUUCCAGAAUACAAGGUGAACAAUAUGCCUAAUAAUUCCAUCCCACCUUCUUUCGCGCUCUUCAUCCCAAAUUCGGCCAAUUUUCAAGAUGAUUAUGUUUCGUCGUCGUACGAGUUCGGAGGUGCGUCUGCUGCAUACUCUGACCCUCCCGAACUGCAGUUGCAAAAUACCACCAGUCAACAAGUCGUCCCUGCAGCCUCAAUGGAGAACAAUCCAGUCAGCACAGUGGCGACCAUUCCCAUUGUGAAUCAAUUCUGCGCCAUAUGUGGUGAUAGAGCCACUGGAAAACAUUACGGUGCUGCAAGUUGCGAUGGUUGCAAAGGAUUCUUCAGGAGAUCUGUUCGAAAGAAUCAUGUCUACGCUUGUCGAUUCAACAGAAGCUGUGUCGUCGAUAAAGAUAAACGAAAUCAAUGCAGAUAUUGCAGAUUGCGAAAAUGCUUCAAAGCUGGCAUGAAAAAAGAAGCCGUCCAGAACGAAAGAGAUCGGAUAAGCUGCCGAAGACUCAGUUACGAAGAACGGUCAUCUUUAAGUGGACUUUCUGUUACUACAUUAUUGAGUGCUGAAAUGCUUUCGAGACAAGCUGGCGGUACAAAAGAGCCUACAAACAUUGAUCUAUCAGUGAAGCAAAUGGCCAAUAUCGAUGAUGUAUGCGAAUCCAUGAAGCAACAAUUGUUAUAUUUAGUAGAAUGGGCCAAAUACAUACCCGUAUUUUCCGAACUAUCCCUGGACGAUCAGGUUGCUUUAUUACGAGCACACGCCGGAGAAAAUUUAUUAUUAGGAUUGGCCAGACGUUCAUUACACUUAAAAGAUAUCCUAUUGCUAGGAAAUAACUGCGUCAUUACCAGAUACAACAGUGAAUCCAAUAUAUCAGCAGAUUUAGAUAUAAGCCGAAUCGGUACAAGAGUAAUGGAUGAAUUGGUCAAACGUCUAGCUGAAGUUCAAAUAGACGACAGCGAAUUCGCUUGUUUAAAAGCCAUAGUCUUUUUCGACCCUAAUGCUAAAGGACUAAGUGACAGCGCCCGUGUUCAAUAUUUGAGAGAUCAAAUUCAAAUAAACUUAGAAGAUUAUAUCAGUGACCGCCAGUACGACUCCAGAGGCCGAUUUGGCAAAUUGUUAUUGACUCUUCCACCCCUGCAAUCGAUAUCGUGGCAGAUGAUUGAACAAAUCCAGUUCGCUAAAUUAUUCGGCGUAGCUCAGAUCGACAGUUUACUGCAAGAAAUGCUUCUUGGGGAAGUAUACGACGAUCCCGGGAGUGACCUCGUCCAUAGAAUUAAAUUAAUUAAAAUAUGGAAACUAGUAAAAGGCUGUACGAGUAACUCCGGAUCAUCUUUAUCAGUGCUGGAUAGACCCCUGACAGAUUGCAAUCAACCGGUGACACCAGCAAAUGUUCGAGAUAGCCUAAUGAUGAACCAAAUGGAGAACGAUGGUUCUUGCAACUUGCUGGUGCCCAAAAUUGAGAACAUGUGAGGUCAAUAUUAUAAACGAGACGUUUUAUCAUUAAGCAUCUAUUAUAAGUUUCGUCGGUUAAUCAGACAUUUUUUCCAUUUUUUAUAAGUUUUAUCGUUGAGCCUACUUAUUAUAAGUUUCGUUAGUUAUUCAGGUCUUUUCCUCUUUUUUUUUUUUUUUUGUGAAUUGACAAUUUUUAACAAUUAACUAAACUUAGAAAUGAGCUUGUUAUUUUUAUUUUUUCUAUAAAGUAAUUUUUUGUAACAUAAGGCGUAUUUACAUCCUACAUCUUUUUACUUCAUUAAUUUACAUUUUAAAGACAUUUUUUUCCAACGUUUAAUAUUUUUAGCUACCUAUACAAAUAAUUUGUCACUGCGAUAGGUAUAGAGUAAUUUUAUAUUUUAAAACAAUAAUAAUUUCAAAAUUUUA